AUGUGUGUUAAAGAUAGGCAGAACAACAAUUUAACAUUCACAUUAAAUAAUGCUUACUAUCGCGCAAGCCGUUGCACUGGACUUUCGAAGAGAGCAUUGUCUGCAAUUCAAAAUGAAGCCAAAAAAGGGCCUCUUUGUUCGCCUUCUAAAAAGAAAAGACAGUGUAAAAAGGAGACAAAUUUAAACGUCGAUGAUUUUGAUCGAGAUGUUAUACACAGAAUUAUUGAAGAAUUUUAUUUAACUAAAAAAAUUGUUCCGACCUGCAUUAAACUCCUCGCAGCUAUUCGAGAAAAAACCGAGUUUCCAUGGGGAGUGACGAGUUUAAGAAAAUUGUUAAAAGACAUGGGAUAUAGAUGGCUUAAUUGUCAUAAUAAACUUAGAAUUUUGGUGGAGAGGCCAGCUGUCGCAUAUGCACGGUCAAUUUAUUUGCGGAAAUUUGAGGUCAGCGAUGGUGAGGAUAGUGACACCGAUUCAACCAAGUAUUCCGUUUCAGAAUCUGAUGCUGCAUGA
Molecule: messenger RNA, 510 nt
Organism: Parnassius apollo (apollo)
Lineage: Eukaryota; Metazoa; Arthropoda; Insecta; Lepidoptera; Papilionidae
Source: the annotation of a GenBank genome assembly